AUGCUGACCGCUCUCGCCCCUCCAGCUCUACUGGGGUUCCCGGGACGGCUUCCCGCGGCCCCAGCGCGGCGCCAGGACUCCUCGGAUUCGUCAGGCUCCUACCACACGGCUCCCGGCUCUCCAGAGCCCCCGGACUUUGGGCCGGACGCGGAGGGCCCGGCGAGUUGGCCCAAGGUGGCCCCUGCGCCGGGGGCGGGCGCGCAGCCUCGCCUGUCCGUCAGCGCCCAGAAUAGCCGCCAGCAGCACAGGCUGGUCUCGGGUUUCCAGCGAGGCCCGGGCUCCGGCCCACUGCCACUCCAGCCCCAGCUGCGCACGCUGCCGUCGGGGGAGAUGGAAGUCAUCUUCAACGCCGGGCCCCUGUUCAGCUCCUCGGACGUGGCGGAUCGAGAGGUGCAACAGCUUACCGCGCAGGCUUUCCGCAGCCUCUCUCCGCCUAGGCCGGCGACUCCCGCCCCCGACCCACCGCAGCCCCAGGCCCCCGACCCACUGCAGCCCCAGGCCCCCGACGGUGGCGCCCGCUGGGCCACAUAUCUGGAGCUGCGGGCCCACGGGCCCAGCCCCACCGCACCAGCACAGUUCGAGUGUGUGGAGGUGGCGCUGGAGGAGCGCGUCGCGCCUGCAAAGUCGCGGACGGUGCCCAAGCGUCAGAUAGAGCUGCGGCCUCGGCCCCAGAGUCCCCCGCGGGCGGCUAGCGCACAGCAUCCCCGGCUGCUUCUGCGCACCGGCUCCCUGGACGAGUCGCUGGGUCGCUUGCAGGCUGCCGCAGGCCUCGUGCAAACGGCACUAGCGAGAAAACUGUGUCCGGCGCCCCCCGCCCAAAGUACGACCACCUCCAGCGCGCGGCAGGAGCCUGCGACCCAAGAAACAGCCCGCAGCGCCCAAGGCGUCCUAGAGGAGGCCAGAUUUCGGCCACCUCGCGUACACGAUGGUUGCGCCUCUGCCAGGGCUCCACGGCCGUGGCCCAGCCUCCGCGAGCGCGCGAUUCGGCGCGACAAGCCAGCUCCCGGUACCGAGCCGCUGGGUCCCGUUAGCUCCAGCAUCUUCCUGCAGUCAGAGGAGAAGAUCCAGGAGGCGCACCACCGGGCACCCAAGACUCAGUUCCCGCGGGAGAUCACGGAUCCUGCACGGAGUCUGCCCUUCCAGGUGAAGCCGAGGAGCCCAUCCCCGCCGUGGGAAGCUCCGAAUUGGGCCAUGAGGGGUUCUCGCUGCCCGCCUCCCCAGGCCCUGUCCCUGUGGGAUCCUGCUGUCCAGAGCGUGAAGAGCCCAUCGGUUCCCGAAGCUUCUAAUACAAAGGAUAAUCGGAAUCCGGCUGUCGAGGAAACUGUUAGCAGAGGAAGCCCUUCGCCUCCGACUGUUUCCCGGUGGAAUCAGGGUGUUGCCAGGACAAAAAGUCCAUCCCUCAAAGCUCCUUCCCUGUGGGAGGUUCCGCAUCCGGCAGUCCGGGAUACGGUAACAAGGAGGGGGAGCCCGUCGCCGCCAGCCUUGCCCCCAUGGGAGGCUCCAGAUCAAUCUAUAGAAGAACCGUGGAGCCCAUCGCCCCAAGAGACGUGGCCUCCCACGGUGCAGCGAUCAUCCAGAGCAUCUACCCAAGAGGCUCUGAAUGGAGUAGCUCAGGAGGAGCAGGCACAGUCUACACCAUCCACAUCAUCUUCACCCGGGACUCCGGAUCUAACAGAGGCGCAAAGUCUGUCUACGCAAGAGAUUCCAGAUCCUGCCUUUCCAGGUACUCAACCGUCGCCAGAGUUCGCUGCAUCCGAGCCGCACCACGGUCUGCUGGUGAGCUCCCUGAACGCCGAAGAGCGUCCGGAAGCCUUGGGUCCUGGGGAAGAAGCCUCCGGACGCCAGCGCGUGGCCAUUCCGCGGCCCCGCGACGUGCGCAAGAUGGUGAAGACCACGUACGCGCCAAGCUUCCCGGCAAGAACCCCAGGCUUAGGGCUGCCUGUAUCUCCUGCCCACCCCCACGUGAAGGAGGACGGCACGUCCAAGACGCAAGAGCUCGAGACCCUGAAGUCCCCUGCCCAGGCUCACUACACUUCUAUCUUUCUCAAGGACUUUUUGCCGGUCGUGUCGCACCCCUACGAGCCCCCAGGGCCAUCCCCGAGUUUUAACACAGUCUCCCGGGACCCCUCGCAGCCCAAUGGGGUCCCGCGGCGGAGAGCAGAAAACAACACAGCGAAACCCUUCGCUCGCACUGAGAUCCGCCUGCCUGGUGCGCUGGCCCUGUGCCGCCGACCAGACCGAACUCCGGCAGUUCAAGUGCACGUUCUUGGCGGAGAUAACCCCGACGCGGAGCAGCCCCAGCCCCUCGUCCCAGACGGCGAGGGUCGGAUCAGCCCUCCAGGAGGCGCUCGCACCUCACCACAGCGGUCCCCUGUAGAGCCAUUGGGGACCCACCCUCUUCGGCCACCCAGCCCCAGCUCCCCUCAGGCACACCCCAGUUCGGGCCCAGGAGUAUCCCCCAAAUUGGAGACACCCUCUGCGGCCCACGAGCCAGCGGCUGCCAUCCAGCCUCCUCUCUCGCGGGAGACUCAAGCGUUGGCCAGCAGGACAGCCCCUGCCCAGCCUCGAGCUGCCUCAGCGCCCCCAAUGGACCGGCCUCCAGAAGGCUUCUCUCAGGGGGCGCGCAGGCCGCCCGGGGCCGCGCAUCUGGGGAAGGUCCUGGUGGAUCCUGAGAGUGGCCGCUACUACUAUGUGGAGGCGCCGCGGCAGCCUCGACUGCGGCUGCUGUUUGACCCGGAGAGCGGGCAGUACGUGGAGGUGCUGCUCCCACCCUCGCCCCUAGGGCCACCCCGCCAAGUCUACAGCCCACUGGCCUUGGGGCCCAGCCUCUAUCCACCUGCCUAUGGGCCCGUCUCUGGCCUCUCAUUACGGUCGUCUCCAGGCCUGCCGGCCCUCAGCAGCCCCCAGCUACCCUGGGCUUCUGAGGUGGGGCCGCUAGACAGGAUGUACUACCUGCCAGUGAGUGGGGCCCCCAGCCCCGCACCUCCUCUGCUCCUCUGUGCCCCACCCUCCAACUCCGGUCCUGCCCAGGAGGGCAAGGACUCUUUGUUCCCAGUGUGA
Messenger RNA from Orycteropus afer afer, 3060 nucleotides. It is a transcript of the gene PROB1, whose product is annotated as proline rich basic protein 1. The record is from RefSeq and is a predicted model, not a curated record. NCBI's taxonomy places the organism in Eukaryota, Metazoa, Chordata, Mammalia, Tubulidentata, Orycteropodidae. Bases 1 to 3060 code for a protein of 1019 amino acids. Gene Ontology annotation, cellular component: nucleoplasm. The transcript has a single exon.